AUGCCUGCUGAAACUGCUGUGGCUGAAGAAACCGCUAGUCCUGCUGUAGAUGUGGCCGCUCCAGUCAUAGAGGUGGUUAAGUCUGCCGCUGCUUCUGAGAGUGUUGCAGAUAUCACAUCCCUUGUCACAGAGGAGGCCGCAGCACCAGAGACACCAGUAGUAGAAUCCACUACACCAGUUGCCAAGGCCGCAGUAGUCGCUGUUGCAGAAGCUGCUCCAGUUGCUGAGGCUGUUGCCAGUGACGCCGCCCCAGUUGUAGCAGUCGUGGCAGAGGCUCCUUCAGUUGCGGAGGCUGUUGCCGAACCUGCUUCAGUCGCUGACAUUGCUGCUCCCAUCGUCGAUUCUGCUCAACCUGUAAUUGACGCCGCCACCAAAGUCACGGAUGCUGCUCCCCCAGUUGCUGAGCCUGUCGUUGCUACCAGUGAUGAAGCUCCCGUGCCAGAAGACAUUCCAGUUUCAGCCUCUGCCGAUCCACCUUUAGUUGAUGCUGCAGCCUCCACUGAACCUGGAGCCCCAGCCGUUGAAUCCUCAUCCAGUGAUUCUGACUCCGACUCCUCCGACUCUGACACCGACUCUGAUGAUGAGAUGUCCGAAGUGAAAUCAAAGGCAAAACCAGAAAUCCUAGCAGAAAAAAAGGAAGACUCAGAAAAGGAAGCAGUGGCUUUGGCCAGCGACGCUGAGGUGGCAGUGACGUCUGAUGCCAUCCUUGUGGCCACUGCCAAAGCUGUGCAAGAAGCUACACCUGCGCUGACUCUGAACGCCGUUACUGAAACUGUCAAGGACAAAGCACCAGACGUUGUAGCCGAAGCAGCACCAGAAGUCACCAAAGAAGUUCAAGCGGCCGCUCCAGAAAUUGCAAGUGCUGAGCUGGUUGACCCCACCUCUGUCCUGGAAGCCGACCCAGCGAAAGCUACCCUGGAGGUUGGCCCUGAAACUGCCCCUGCUGCAAGUUUUGAGGAGCUAGUAGACUCUGCCCCUGAGAUCGCUAGUGUACCCAAAGAGAUUUUUGCAGAAGCUGCUCCAGAGGUUGAAGUAACGCCUCCAGAAGUCACCGCUGCACCAGAAGUCACUCCAAAAGUUGUACCGGAAGCGGCAGAAGAAGCAUCUGAAGCUGCCCCUGUAGAAAUUGCUGCUGAAACCCUUGUUGAACCUACGGCGGAAGAUGCACCGGCCGUUGCUAAAGCUGCCCCAGUUGAAGCCGCAGCAGAGGUGCUGGUAGACAUCGCCCCUGUAGUAGCUGGAGCCGCAGGAGAGGAGCUGAUUGCAGAGGCCCUGGCUGAGUCAGAACCGAAUGAGACCUCAGAGGCUGCACCUCCAGAGCCAGCCCCCGAGCCCCCCCGAGCCAUUCGACAACAGCACUUAUAAGAACCUCCAACACCACAACUACAACCACUAUACCUUCGCAGACCUGGACCUGGAGAUGGCAAAGUACCGUCUUCCCCAGCCCUCCUCCGGUAGACCCUCCCCCAGGCACUGAGACAGCCUGGAACCCAGGCCCCGUGUCCCCAGACAGCAUGUCUCUGAUCCCACCGACCACCCUAUGUCUUUUUUUUUUUAGAAGAAGAAUAAUGAUUUUGCCUUGUACUUUAUGGUCCCUAAGAUGUGCUUGUAAUUCUGUUAAAAUAAAUCUAUUAUAUUAAACUACACAAAAUGGA
Oncorhynchus gorbuscha (pink salmon) is the source of this 1655-nucleotide messenger RNA. RefSeq names its product calphotin-like. The record is from RefSeq and is a predicted model, not a curated record. The transcript is spliced from 2 exons. Lineage: Eukaryota; Metazoa; Chordata; Actinopteri; Salmoniformes; Salmonidae. Bases 1 to 1365 code for a protein of 454 amino acids.